This is a messenger RNA of Helicoverpa zea (corn earworm), 2640 nucleotides long. Its product is annotated as gastrula zinc finger protein XlCGF26.1-like. The record is from RefSeq and is a predicted model, not a curated record. The coding region runs from base 156 to 1808 and encodes 550 amino acids. The transcript has 2 exons. Gene Ontology annotation, cellular component: nucleus. Gene Ontology annotation, molecular function: zinc ion binding. Lineage: Eukaryota; Metazoa; Arthropoda; Insecta; Lepidoptera; Noctuidae.
UUGAUUCAUAUACCUGCAAGCACUAGUGUGUCACUCUUGGUUGUCUAUAGUUUGUCUUGUUUGACAAAAAGGACGAAAAUCUGAGUUUGACGGGAACUUUUUCUUAUUUAUUUUACGAAAACCAAUGUUAUUUAAUGGGUUAAUCGGAAUAAAGAAUGGAGAACUUGUAUUGUCGCUUCUGUGCGGAGCCUAGAAGCUCUGAAAAGCUUCUAAACUUACAGAACGACUCCGAAAGACACGACGAAAUAAUCGUGAAGCUCGCAUUUGUAAACGCUGUGUAUGUUAACGUAAGUAGCAAUGAUAUGUUGCCGAAAACGGUUUGUUUCAUUUGCUACGACAACCUAAACAAAGCGUACGAGUUCCUAGACAACGUGAAACGCGCACAAGAUGUUUUAUCCAAGAUGUUUACGAGUGCAGAUGAAAACAAAUGCGACCUUUCAGACGACGAUAGGAUGCCUGGCUUCGACGAUUUUCUUUGCAAUGACGACGCUGCGGCCGUAAAACUAGAGGAUGAAGCCCACAACAAGUACUCAGAAACUUCCGAACUUGAGAUUAGUUUACACGUUAAACGUGAAAUGAAAGAAGAGCCUGAUGUUGACGACCAGACAUAUGACGACUCGCUAAACGUUCAAGAUAUUCUCGACGCUGCGAUAUGUAACGCAUCUUUUAAUUCUAACGUCACAAUAUACGCUAAAGAGGUUUCUGAUCUGAGUAAAAAGGUUGUUAGAUCAUGGAAGGAUUAUCCUUGGGUCUGUGGCUACUGUAAUAUUGAGUUUCUGAAUAUAGAUAUGUUGCGAUCUCAUUGUAAAGUGGUGCAUGGCAAAUGUUCGGCUUUUAUGUGUAUUGAUUGUAAGGCAGGAAGGAAUGAGGACUUUACUAGCUUUGUUAAACAUGUUCGGAAACACAGGAAGAUACUGAGGAACCAUUGCUACUAUUGUGACUUAGUAUUAGACAAAACAGAAAACUUAACUACCCACAUAAAAGAACACUUCUUAAAAUCACAACUACCCUGCCCGCUGUGCGGUGAAAUACUUAAAAAUGAGGACUCAUUGAAACUACAUUUACGAGACUUUAAUAUUACAAAACAGAAACGCAGGCCGAGAAGAAAACCCGGAACUCCUAUCACAAUAGAAGAUUUAACUUGUAAGUUAUGUAAAAAGGUGUACAAGAAUCCCAACAGUCUCCGAGACCACAUGAAGCUGCACACAAUAGACCGCAAACGUAAUUACACUUGCGACAGAUGCGGUAAAAUGUUUUACAAUAAAGGUACUCUCACAUCACACAUACUGUCACAUGAUAAGAACCGUCCGCAUGUGUGUAGGAUAUGCAACAAGUCUUUUCUGUAUCCUAAUAUGUUAAGGCGGCACGUUGAAAUGCAUUCCGGCGUGAAACCGUUCUCUUGCGAGCAAUGCGGAAGGUGUUUUAGACUGCAGUACCAAUUAAAUGCGCACAAAAUCAUACAUACGGACUCCAUGCCUUAUGUAUGCUCGUAUUGUAAUAAAGCAUUUCGAUUUAAGCAGAUAUUAAAGAAUCAUGAGAGACAACACACGGGUGCCAAACCUUAUUCUUGCCAGCACUGCGGGAUGGAAUUUACAAACUGGUCAAAUUACAAUAAACAUAUGAAACGGAGACAUAAUACGGACACAUCUAAGAAGAAAAUAACACCGGACGGAGUGUUCCCGGUGAAUCCGCAGACAGGACAGAUCAUGCAAGUACAGGAUCCAGUCGGUACUGAAGAAUGGAAGACUAAAAUUAUGAUUCCUGGUAAAAGAGGGAAAAAGAAAAGUAUAAAACAGGAGGAUAUUUAGCUAGAAUUUGUAAAAGAUGUGUAUAUUUGGUGAAAGUUAAAAAAGAAGUUAGCACUAUUUGUUUUUUAGCUAAAAUGGCCCUUGAAGUAUGAAGUUAUAAGAUGCAUUUUUUUUUUGAGGCUCUGCUCCUGAAUUCAUAUGUAGAUAGAUGGUGACUUUAGUAUUGUUGACAAAAGCAAGAUCAUACAAAUGAAAUAACAAUUAAAUAUAAUAGGUUUGAAAACCGCGCGAAUUGUUGCACAAGAGAAUUUUCUCAAGGUCGCCCCAUCCAUAAAAAUAGCACAUAAUCUGAUAGACAUCAUAUGACACUGGCAGAGCUAAUAUAAUAAUUUAUGGAAAAAAGGGGGUUUGCAAUGUAAUAAUUUUUCCUUUAAGGGGCUCAAAAACCCAUGAACACUAACAAUUAGAAAUUUAGUAAAUGGUCAAUGAGUAAAUCCUAUUAUUUUGAUCGCCAGUGUUAAUUGUAAUCAUAGUAUUAUUAAAUAGUGAUUUAUUUAUGUUAUCAACACUAAUGUAAUGAAGAGGAAACAUUUUUUUGUUUGUUUGUUUGUACUCUAAAGGCUUCGAAACUACUGAACCGAUUUCGAAAAUUUUUCACUGCUGGGAAGCUGCACUCUUCACGAGUAACAUAGGCUGUAUUUUAUCCCGGUACGGGCAGUAGUUCCCAAGGGACGCGGGUGAAACGGCUAUCAACGGCUAGUAGAUUAUACAAUAGGUAUACAUACUUCAGUUGCACUCUGCUUUCAACUAGGGAAAUGCAAUAUAUUUUUAUUAUUACAUACAUAAUAUGACAUGUAAAGCACACAGUAUUAGAUUAAAAUGUUUGGUAAAA